GAGUUCAAGAAGACUUCAUGAAAACUUUAUUUUCUGGGUGUGAGAGAGGGAGGAGACGCGGUUAAAGGGAGUAAUCCAAACACUGUGGGCAAAAACGGGCCAGAUUAGAUGGUUCAUAUUGCGCUCUGUCUGUACAUGAGAGAGAGAGAGAGAGAGAGAGAGAUGCUGCACACCCACUGCACUCUGCACACACAGCUUUUUACUCUGCUCAUGGAAUAAAUCCUGCUAAAUUACAAAUGGAAGACGCAAAGACAAAGCAGGGAAAUAAACAUUUCGCAACUGCACCCAUCAGCUGACCCUUAAUUGGAUCUAACGGAUGAGUUCUUUUUUUUCCGAAUGGUAUGCUGUUUGCUGUACUUGUUUUUUUAUUCAUCCUCCUCUCUUCGUUUUCCGUGUGUGUGUGUGUGUGUGUGUGUAUGUGUGUUUUUUUUUUGCUUCAUUCAUUGGUGCCUAUGAAGAGAUCCAUCUUUUCAGUCCUUUUUUCAAAGGAGGGUGGGAGGAGGAGGAGGAGGAGGAAAACUGAGGGAGAUGAGUGCAGCAAAUCCCCCCUUUUUUUGUUCAUCUCAUAGCGCUCAAUAAGUGAAGAAUGUGUCGUCUAUCACUCACCGAGGGGAUCAAGUGUGCAGGACUGAGAGCAGCACACUGAGAGGAGCUGAGCGGAGCAGCAUCACUUAUCAUCAUCAUCAUCAUCAUCCUCAUCAUCCUCAUCAUCAGCAGCUUCUAACGGUGUCCUGCAUCAUUUAAUCACAGAAACGGACAAAAACGGUGUCAACGAAGAAGGGUUUUUUCAACACGUGUCUCUCUGUGGAAUGUGGAGUGGUGCCAUGCAGUUCCUCGCGCUGUUCACCGCACUGAAAGCCGCGUGCGUGCUGCUGCUCUCCUCCCGCAUCUCCAGCUCAGCGGCGGCCAACAGCAGCGGCCGGUGGUGGGGGAUUGUGAAUGUAGCAUCAUCCACCAACCUCCUCACCAAUAGCAAGAAUGUGCAAUUAGCCCUGGAUCCUAGCCUUGCUUUGCUAAGCCGUCGGCAGAGAAGGCUGAUUCGGCAAAACCCCGGCAUCCUUCAUGCCAUCGCGGCCGGUCUUCACACGGCCAUCAAGGAGUGCAAGUGGCAAUUCCGCAACCGACGUUGGAACUGUCCGACAUCCCAUACCCCUACAGUGUUUGGCAAAAUCAUCAACAGAGGCUGCAGAGAGACAGCAUUUGUGUUUGCCAUCACGAGUGCUGGUGUUACCCAUGCGGUGGCGCGGUCCUGUUCUGAAGGCUCUAUCGAGUCGUGCACCUGUGACUACCGGAGACGAGGGCCUGGGGGUCCAGACUGGCACUGGGGAGGCUGUAGUGACAAUGUCGACUUCGGCAGGGUGUUUACACGGGAGUUUGUGGACUCCAGCGAGAGGGGCCGAGACCUGCGAUACCUCAUUAAUGUACACAAUAAUGAGGCAGGGAGAAUUACGGUUUCCUCAGAGAUGCGUCAGGAGUGUAAGUGUCACGGGAUGUCGGGCUCCUGCACUAUUCGCACCUGCUGGAUGCGUCUGCCCAGUUUCAGGACAGUUGGAGACUUAUUAAAAGACCGUUUUGAUGGUGCUUCCAGAGUGGUGUACGCCAAUAAAGGCAGCAACCGGGCGUCUCAUCGAGCUGAUCCCCGCCACCUCCAGCCAGAGAACCCUGCUCACAAACUCCCUUCUGCGCAAGACCUCGUCUACUUUGAAAAGUCACCCAACUUCUGCUCCUACAACAGCAAAAUGGGUACGCUUGGCACAUCUGGGCGCACCUGCAACAGUUCCUCACCAGCGCUGGAUGGCUGUGAGUUGCUGUGCUGUGGGAGAGGGUAUAAGACCCGGACUGAGAAGAUCACUGAGAGAUGUCACUGCACUUUCCACUGGUGCUGCCAUGUGAGCUGCCUCAACUGCACCAGUACGCAGACACUGCACCAGUGCUUAUAACAGUUGCGGCAGUCGGCAUUGUUCCUGAGAUCAUCAAUAGGGCAUGGAAGUGGUCAAUGGAUUUAAUUGACAAGGGUGCAAAAAUAGAGAAACUGACGGAGAUUUUGUUUUAAUGGGGAUUAAAACAAAAAAGCAAAUGACAUGACUAUGGCAAGACAUAUGGUAAUCUGGCAUUUCCUUGAUAUUAUUUUUCUACGUCGAACAGAGCUGUCAUUGAAAUUGUACUGUGAGAGAAAUCCUAAAAGCUGUGCAUUUCUAAAGUGCUUGGGCAUAAACCCUACAUUUAAGCAUUUACUCUAAACUUCAUAAUAGUAGAUUUAGAGUAAGUGCAUCGAAUUAAAUGAAUGAAAUGCAAUGGAGACUACUAUGCACUGCUAGAGAAGCUAGCCACUGAAAAGGAUACAGUCCAAAAAUACGUACGGAUUUUGAGGCCAGAACCACCAGUCUCAGGCUUCUGCCAUCUCCUCCCUCUCUUGCUCUCUGAUUCUCCAGGGAGCAAGAAACUGGGAAGCAGGAACUGGACACAAACUCUGACAGAUGUUUCUGUGGCCAGGGAACCACAAGCAUGUUCUCUCAUAAACGGUGAAAAACUCCUACUGCAGGAUAGUACUUUAAAAUACCAGUGUGUUGUUUUCUUUAGCUGCAGCUCAACUUUUCUUACAAAAAAAAAAAAAUUAUGUGAAGUACAUCUCAAGCAUGUGCUGUUUCCCGAUUUCUGUAUAGUGCAGGAAUGCUGGAUUUCAUCCAAAUUCUUAAGAUUUCCCACUCAAGCUCAGCAUACUUCCCGGCCUGGCUAACGAUGUCCUGUCAUUUUGUAUUCGUACUCACUGCUGUGUGGUAUACCACACUCUGGUACUGAUAAAGAAUGACUGCAAACAAACAUUAACAAAGAGACCAGAAGUUUCUCGUAAAAUGAAUGAAUGUAGUGACCAAACACUGAACGACGCUUCUGAAUUGAUCCGCUUCUUGUGGGCGUAUGGAGUAGCACUAAAACUUUAGUAACUGUAUAACAAGAGAAAGUUAUCUUGACAACUUGGAACAGACCACGCACAAGAAAAAGGGCACCUGUACCACUAUGUAAAAUAAAAUGAUAAGAUAAAAGAUAAUCUUGUAGAUUACCUGCUACCUAGUUUACAGUGAAGCGUGGAGUGUGAAACCACAACAACUGUUUUGUAUAUCAGCUGGCAAAACCAAAAUGUUGUAAAUACUGAACAUAGAUGAAUAUAUAUUUAUGCUGAUAAAACCUAGAAAUUAUGAAAAUGAUAUAAUCCAAAAGCAGAGUGAAAAAGCUAUCAAUAUUUUCAUGUGUAUUUUCAUUCACUGAGUUUUUUUAAAUUGUGUGCAA
Messenger RNA from Pangasianodon hypophthalmus (striped catfish), 3285 nucleotides. It is a transcript of the gene wnt1, whose product is annotated as wingless-type MMTV integration site family, member 1. Gene Ontology annotation, molecular function: cytokine activity; frizzled binding. Gene Ontology annotation, biological process: neuron differentiation; cell fate commitment; canonical Wnt signaling pathway. The record is from RefSeq and is a predicted model, not a curated record. NCBI's taxonomy places the organism in Eukaryota, Metazoa, Chordata, Actinopteri, Siluriformes, Pangasiidae. The transcript is spliced from 5 exons. Gene Ontology annotation, cellular component: extracellular region. Bases 810 to 1940 code for a protein of 376 amino acids.